Molecule: messenger RNA, 3436 nt
Organism: Ilex paraguariensis (yerba mate)
Lineage: Eukaryota; Viridiplantae; Streptophyta; Magnoliopsida; Aquifoliales; Aquifoliaceae
Source: the annotation of a GenBank genome assembly
CCCCCCCCCCUCUCUCUCUCUCGUAUUAAUCCCUAAUUUUCAGUCGGUAGUGUUGGAAUUCUUUCAGGUUAAUGGAUAUGAACGAUGAUGAUGUGGUUAGUCCUCGGGAGGAGGAUACAGAUAUCGGACUCCAAGCAUCAAAUAAGUUGGACUUGAAUGUGGAGCACGACUGCCGCAGCCCAAAAGCAUCUGUUGUUAGUGCAACAACAGUGCAAUCGAAUCUUUCAUCAAAAGAUGAAGCGAAUGUGGAUGGUGUACUUAAAAUUGGCAUGGAGUUUAAGUCAGACGAACAUGCAUAUGGAUAUUACACCAAAUAUGCUGGAUUGGUAGGCUUUAGUGUUCGAAAGGACUGGGUCAAUAGGAGUAAAGUACAUGGUCAGGUGGUAUCAAGAAAGUUCACCUGUUCUAGGCAAGGUUACCGGCGGAAAGACAAGCGAGAUGCUAAUGUGAAGAAACACCGAAAGGAAACUAGAACUGGCUGCUUGGCACAUAUGAUAGUUACUCGACAACCUGAUGGUAAAUAUCGCCUCACACAUGUUGAAACAGACCACAAUCAUGGGAAUGUAAAUCCAAGCAAUGCUCGGAAACUACAGGAAUUACCAUCACUGGGAAUGGUAGAUGAUACUGAGGUUAUUGAAGCUGACUCAGCAAAUAGUUUGGAGAUGCAGUCAAAACUGGCAUUUCAAUUGUUGGGUAGACAAUUUGGUACUCCAGAGAAUGUUGAUUACCUUGCAAUAAAGUAUGAAAAUCAUCUAAAAUCUGGGCGGACAAGAGAUAUGAAGGAGGGAGAGGCAGGACAUUUGUUGUAUCUUUUUCAAAGGCAACACUUCGAAAACCCUUCAUUCUUUUACAGCUUACAACUUGAUAUUGAUGAUAAGAUAACCAACAUAUUUUGGGCCGAUGAUAAUAUGGUAGUGGACUAUGAUCAUUUUGGUGAUGUGGUUUGUCUGGACACAACAUAUAGAACAAACAAAGAUUUUCGGCCAUUUGUGCAGUUCAUAGGACUAAAUCAUCAUAAACAAGUUGUGAUCUUUGGUUCUGCACUUUUAUAUGAUGAAACUGCCGAAUCUCUCAAGUGGCUUUUCCGAGCUUUUAUCGAGGCAAUGUCUGGGAAGAAACCAAAAGUAAUUCUCACUGAUCAAGAUGCAACAGUUAUUCAAGCAGUUGAUUCAGUGCUACCAGAAGCAAACCAUCAGAUAUGUGUAUGGCAGAUGUACCAAAAUGCACUUAAGCACCUUAGCCAUUUAACAAAGGACGAGGAUUCUUUUGCCAAAGAUUUUAAGAGUUGCAUUUUUAAUCAUGAGGAUGAAGAGGAUUUCACCCAUGCCUGGGAGGCUAUGUUAGACAAAUAUAAUCUCCAGCAAAACGAGUGGUUACGAUGGAUGUUUAGAGAAAAGGAGAAGUGGGCUGUGGCAUAUGGCGGGAAUACCUUCUUUGUUGGUAAGAAUGGGGCCCAUCUAGGUGAGAUUUUACCUGACAACUUGAAAACUUGGUUGAACCAUGACCUUGAUGUGCUUCAGUUUUUCAAGCAUUUUGAAAGUACAAUAAAUCAGCAACGCUACAAGGACCUAGAAGCUAGUUAUGACAUGGGUGCAUCUACUCCAGCAUUGAUGGGAAAUGUGAUCUUGUUAAAGCAUGCAAGCAGGAUUUAUACACAAAAGGCAUUUGAAGUAUUCCAGCGAGAAUAUGAGAAGAGUUUAAAUGUUGUCGUCGACAUAUGCAGUCAGAAUGAUGCUUUGGUUGAGUACAAAGCUAACAUGUUUGGGAAAUCUAAAGAAUUCCUUGUUACAUUUAAUUCUUUAAAUGAUACAGUUUCUUGUAGUUGUGUGAAGUUUGAGAAUGUUGGGCUUCUUUGUUCCCAUGCACUAAAAGUGCUUGAUCAUAGGAAUAUAAAGGUUGUCCCUUCACGCUAUAUCUUGAAGAGAUGGACAAAAGAUGCAAGGAUAGAUAAUGCCAAAGAGUAUUGUGGUUGUGCCCAUAAACAGGACCCUAAGUUAAUUACCGCAACACGUUAUAAAGAUCUGUGCCACAGCGUAAUGAAAGUAUCUGCCAGGGCUGCUGAAUCUGACAAAGCAUUUGAAUUUGCAGCAAAGCAACUUGAUGAAGUGAUGAAAGGUGUAGAGAAAAUCUUAACAUCAAAACCGUCUGAGGAGGAUCAAGCUAUCACCUCAAGUAGCAAAGGUGCUAAUGCUUCUGAAAGUGAACCAGCUUACGCUUUUCUUGAUAGAAAUGCAAUUGAGCGUCAGGAUGGCGACUACAUCUUGAAUGAGACUACUGAAACAGAAGGUACUGUUCCUGAUAAACAUGAAAUGAAUCAUUCCGAUGAAACAAUGACAUAUACAAACGGACGUCAGAAUGUGCAACCAUCCCCACCAGAUCCUGUCACAUCCAUCUCGUGCCCCCCUCCGGCAUACAUUUCAUCUCCAACCCCAACAUUAAAUCCUCUUUCACAGGGGUUUUACAAUUUUGAAGCACAUCAGGUUGUUCAGUGCAUGUACAAACCUCAUAAUUUAGCAAUAGACCAACAAACAAAUCCUAACAUGUACCCAUCACAAAAUUUUUACUCUAACCAGCGUGAUUCUUCUGGCCAAGAUCAAUUACUACAGGAAUCUUUAGUUCGCUGCACAUUUCAGGAGUCUAUUUCAAAUGACACGGAGUUGAGGCAGGUAAGAUAUUUGAGGUCAAUCAGAGACUGUGAAAUUGCUUAUGCCUUUUGGAGAACAACGGAUUGGAUAGUAAUAAAUUGCUUCCUGGUUAUGAGUUUGUAGGCAAUGGAUCUUGACGCCCAACAUCCACAUUCAUCUUCUUACUUAAAUGAUGAUCACAGCUGCAGAACUCCAGACACCCAGUAUUUUGGGUCUAGAUAGAGCAAGCAAAUGACUAUUCAGAUCUUAACAAUGUGUUCAUUUGGUCCAGAGGGUUUUGGUGCUUCGAUUAUAUCGCAAAGCAAGAAAAUAUGGAGCCGAUGCAAUGGCAACUGAUACCGAGCAGUCUUUUAUGCAGUAUGCAGGCGCAUGGUCAAGGUUUUCAUUAGGUUCCUAUUGCUGUAACAUGGCAGGGGCUCACAAAAUUCAGAAGAACAAUCUGGCACGACAAGGUUGUUGUAGAAUUUGAUGGGAAAUUUUGAGUAGGAAUUCUCAAGGUUGUUGGUACUUCGAAUGUUUAAUUUUGGUUUUUGAUGUUUGGAACUUGUACUUGAUGCACCCGGACACGGGUUCGGUUGUUGAAGUGGUGAUUGGAAAAACAUAUUCUAGCUUAUUGAGAUUCACCAAUCUCUCUGUGAGUUGAUGUUCAGUACCAGUUCUAGCAUUUUUUUGGAUUUGUAUGAUUUGGGAGGAUACUGAACGCCUUGUAUUUGAGGAGAGUUGUAAAUGUUUCUAAUUUCCCUUUUAACACUAUAACAAAGAUAUUCCGAGUAAGGAUGCAUAUAUGGUAC